AUGAUGUUAAAAUUAUUCGCUAUUCUACCUUUUUUCAUUGCUUAUAUCAACGCCUUGCCUUUAAUCAACUCAAACAAUGGUCCACAAAAGGCAUACAACCAAUUGAUCGGUACUCAAGAAGAAAUCUUCCAAUACUUGGGUGGUCAAGCUCCAUACUUGUCCUUUAUUGACGAUUACGGUAUUUCUACCGACUUGCCUAGUGAUCAAUGUCAAUUGGAACAAGUCCAAUUGCUUGCAAGACACGGUGAAAGAUUUCCAUCUACUGGUGUUGGUGCUACUUUGUCUAAGUUGUAUUACAAAUUUUCCAACUACACUGCCUCCAAUGAAUUGACAGGUUCUUUAAGUUUUAUGAACGACUAUGACUUUUUCAUUUAUGACAAUAGUCAGUUGGAAAUGUUGACCAAUGAUACCAAUUCCGCCACCACUGAAAAUCCAUACAUUGGUUCAAGAGAUGCCGAAAAUUUGGGUGCUGAAUUUAGAAACAAAUAUGGUUCCUUGAUUAGCGAUAACCAAACUUUCUUGCCAGUCUUCAGUUCUAGUAGUGACAGAGUCUACCAAACCGCUUUGCAAUUUACUCAAGCCUUCUUAAGCGCUAACCACAGUACACCAAACUUACAAGGACAUGUUUAUAUUUUAGCUGAAAAUGCCUCUAUGGGUGCUAACCAAUUGACCCCAGUCCAAGCUUGUACCCCUUUCAAUACAAGUGCCAAUGCUGAUUUGUUGGCCCAAUAUGAUAGCCAAUACUUACAAGAUAUUGCCGACAGAUUGAAUUCUGGAAACUCAGGUUUAGGUCUUACUUCACAAGAUGCCCUCAACCUAUUCACCUGGUGUGCUUACGAAAUUAAUGUCAAUGGUUACAGUGACAUGUGUAAUGUUAUGACUAAGGACGAAUUUGUCCGUUACAGUUACUACCAAGAUUUGGGAAAUUACUACGAAUGGGAUGCUGGUUAUUACUUAAAUAAAGCUGUUGGCUCCGUUUUAUUUAACAAUUCUAUCAACUUGUUGAAAACUCCACCAGAAACCGACAACAAUGUCUGGGCUGGUUUUACCCAUGAUACUGAUAUCGAAAGUUUCUUGAGUGUUGCUGGUUUGUUCACUGAAUCCAAAAACUUGAGUUUGACUAACGUUGAGUUCAAAGACCAUAGUUACAAGAGAACUGCUAUGACUCCAAUGGGUGCUAGAAUUAUUUUGGAAAAAUUCAGUUGUCCAUCCACCUCCAAUAACACUGACUAUUCUAACAGUACUUCUACCACAUCCUAUGUUAGAUACGUUGUUAAUGAUGCCGUUAUUCCAAUUGAAACCUGUUCUUAUGGUCCAGGGUUUUCUUGUCCAAUUGACGAUUUUUACACUUAUGCUGAACAACAAUUGGGAGAUGUUGAUUAUGUCUCUGAAUGUGUUAUUCCAGAGGGUGCACCAACUCAACCAACUUUCUUCUGGGAUUACGCCACUAAGAACUAUACUUCUUCAUUGAACUUUUAG
Messenger RNA from Saccharomycodes ludwigii, 1479 nucleotides. RefSeq names its product histidine phosphatase family protein. Gene Ontology annotation, molecular function: acid phosphatase activity. Bases 1 to 1479 code for a protein of 492 amino acids. Lineage: Eukaryota; Fungi; Ascomycota; Saccharomycetes; Saccharomycodales; Saccharomycodaceae. The transcript has a single exon. Gene Ontology annotation, cellular component: fungal-type cell wall. The record is from RefSeq and is a predicted model, not a curated record.